This is a messenger RNA of Fusarium pseudograminearum CS3096, 996 nucleotides long. RefSeq lists its product as uncharacterized. Gene Ontology annotation, biological process: DNA-templated transcription. The record is from RefSeq and is a predicted model, not a curated record. The transcript is spliced from 3 exons. Gene Ontology annotation, molecular function: zinc ion binding; DNA binding. Lineage: Eukaryota; Fungi; Ascomycota; Sordariomycetes; Hypocreales; Nectriaceae. The coding region runs from base 1 to 996 and encodes 331 amino acids.
AUGUCUGCUCCAUCAACUCCAAAAAUACUGCCACCAUCGCCUGCACAGAAUGAUAUCACCCUUCCAUCUGCCGACUUUCUUAUAUCGGAGACUCUUCGCUCAAGGCGACAUUGCAAGGCUGUGGAACACCCAUCAUUAAUUCAUGUUCACACUUCAUUCUUCCUUUAUGCCGCUUUCUUCUCUAUGGACAAGGACAAUCCGGCAUGGUACUACCUGCAAGAGGCCAUCACAAUGCUACAGACCCUGCGACUGCACGAAGAAGUCACAUAUGAUGAUUUCCUUGACCCAAUCAUUUCUAUCUAUGCUCGACGAACUUUCUGGGUUCUGUUCAUCACUGAGAGAGCAUACGGGUUGCAAAGGAAUCGCCCCAUCCGAUUACAGGAAACAUUGGAGCUCCCAGCUAUUGAUCCCUUGUCACAAGACGCAGACAUACUUCUUGGCUUCCACGAUCUGAUCUCCUUGUUUCGUCCUUUUGACUCUGACUUCAUUACGAACUGGAAUCAGAUGACUCCCUCAACUCCAACUGAUUCUGUUCGCCUGUCACAUCUUCAAGGCCUUCUUAAAUAUUCCUUGCCGAAUUUGUCAAACCACUCCCAGGUCCAACAAGCAGAUCUCCUCAUCUCACGCCAAUGGCUUAAAACAGUGGUGUGGAAGCUUUGUGCUUCAAAACAAAUAUUAUCCACAGCAAGCAGCAACAAUGCCAUGUCGCUCCAUUAUCCAGCCAGUAUUGCGCGUGAUAUCGUUCUCAUAUCACAGCUAGUGCCGACUCAAGCUUUCGAAGCCAACGGUAUCGGAAUUCUGGAAAAAGUAUUCGAUGUGGGAUGUUCCCUGGCAGACCUCAUGUUAUUAGUGCCGCCAGACUUCCAGGCUUCGGCUAUGGAUGUUGGUGCGAUUGACACGCUGGUUGAGAUGAUAGAAGUUUGCCCUUGCCAUCAAGUGAUGAUGGUGGAGAAGGGCAAGAUGCAUGGUCAACUACGUCUCCCUGAAAACACAUGA